Molecule: messenger RNA, 330 nt
Organism: Seminavis robusta
Lineage: Eukaryota; Bacillariophyta; Bacillariophyceae; Naviculales; Naviculaceae
Source: the annotation of a GenBank genome assembly
AUGCCUCUCGAGAAAGACAACCCCAGUCACCGCAACCUCUCCGACAAACUGGAUGGCAAGUAUGGUGGGGGCUCCAUCUACGAAAAGGUCACGCGUCCCAUUGUCCAUGGUGUCUACCAUACCGCUCGUUGUGUUUCCUCUGGAAACAGUGCGGAAUUGGCUCGAGCCAAAGAUCAAUUCAGUGCUGUUGGAAAAGGACAGCCAAGGACCGAAUACCUCUCAAGCAGCACAAAGAGGAAGCAGCCAAGAAUGCCGAGGGAAAAUAUGGUUGAAGGUCCCGCACCGGUCUACAGAAGCAUCGGUUUUCAGUUGCAGACGACAGUACGGUAG